AAAAGUUUUAAAAUUUUAUUUUAGAAAAGAUUGUAGAUAAAGAAAACAAAAUUAUGGAUGUUUAUUAUUGGCAGGGAACCCAGGAAGUGUAUUCUCCUUUUAAACAAAACAUGGAUACAGUCCAGUCUUCAUUCUUCAGAUUGUCUCUGGAAGAUCUUCAAAGAGUAUCCAACGUUUACUCAAGGCCGGCAUUUGCUUACAACAGGGCUAAACAGUCUGGAAACCGCGUUAAAAAACAGCAUGUACAGCAGGAAGGAGGCUGGUCAAACAAUACCUGGGCAGGUUCUACAAGGACGACGACAUUUAGAAGCCCCAGAUCAUCACACGAGUUUUCUUCUAGAAAUACAGUACACAAAGACAAUACAAAAUUACCCCUGAAGAAGGACCUAUACCCCCCUCCACCAGGGCCCCUGAUGCCCCUCCCUCCAGGCGAGAAGGUGUCCCCCCUCUCCCCCUCCUUCUCCCCCCGCACCCACACCUCCUCUAACUCCAGCACAGAGUUCUCACUAUCCGUCUCUCCCAGGUUCAACUGGAGAUACUUAGAGCAACAGGUUGGUGGUGUAAGUGAACAGCAGCUGUUAACACAGCUAACCCAACUACAUCUAGCGGUAAACAAAUCAAACUUAUCUUGUAUACGGCAGUUAGCAGCUGAUGGGCUAGAUCUAGGUAUUCCGCUCAGAGGUGUAACAGCGCUGUCCUGCAGUGUACAGCUGGGUAAAGUAGAUGUUAUGAAGGAAAUACUUAGAGAGAUGCUAAUAUCAAGGACAGUUCAGAAAAACAUAAAUAUAAUACAUUUUUUUCAGGGAAUGAACAUUCGAAACAGUUAUCAAUUGACUCAAAAAAAUUAUUAA
Messenger RNA from Eurytemora carolleeae, 851 nucleotides. RefSeq lists its product as uncharacterized. The transcript has 10 exons. The record is from RefSeq and is a predicted model, not a curated record. NCBI's taxonomy places the organism in Eukaryota, Metazoa, Arthropoda, Copepoda, Calanoida, Temoridae. Bases 54 to 851 code for a protein of 265 amino acids.